Messenger RNA from Gambusia affinis (western mosquitofish), 5332 nucleotides. RefSeq names its product ATP-sensitive inward rectifier potassium channel 10-like. Bases 301 to 1566 code for a protein of 421 amino acids. Lineage: Eukaryota; Metazoa; Chordata; Actinopteri; Cyprinodontiformes; Poeciliidae. Gene Ontology annotation, molecular function: inward rectifier potassium channel activity. Gene Ontology annotation, biological process: regulation of monoatomic ion transmembrane transport; potassium ion import across plasma membrane. The record is from RefSeq and is a predicted model, not a curated record. The transcript has 6 exons. Gene Ontology annotation, cellular component: plasma membrane.
GAGGGAAUCCGAGAGAGGGAGGCCUUUUAUAAAAGCCAAGUCCUGCCACUUUGGGAAGAAAUUGCGGGCAGCGAGACGGCGGGCUUCGGGUCCAAAACGGGAGCCCAAACGAGCCAAUGAGAGGCCCCAUAAUUGUACUCAAGUGGUGUACAGUAUCGUGGGACGCAGGCUGCAGAAUUACAGUGUGGUCUGUGAGCAUGCGUAUGACAACAGAGAAGACAUGUAGAGCAAAAGGCUGAGGCUCUGGGCUCCAAAAUCCUCUCUGCACGUGACAAUUAGCUUACAGUCUGCUCUGAGAAGAUGACUUCUGCUACGCCUCCCUGCUCUCGCAGCUCUUCCCCUCAAAAGGUUUGCCACUCUCAGACCCAAACUGAUGUUCUGAAGCCGUUGCUGGGCGGUGGCGCUUCUGUUGGAGGUGGGACUCUGAGGAAGAGGAGGCGCAUCCUGUCCAAAGAUGGCCGAAGCAACAUGCACAUCGAGCACAUCAGUGGGAGGAACGCCCUCUAUAUGCGCGACCUCUGGACAACUUUUCUUGAAAUGCCAUGGCGCUACAAGUUCUUCCUGUUUACAGCAACAUUUGCAGGGACCUGGUUUCUGUUUGGGGUUGUGUGGUACCUCGUCGCUUUGGUGCAUGGAGACCUGCUGGAGUUUGAUCCGCCGUCCAACCACACACCCUGUGUGAUGCAGAUGCAGACCCUCACAGCAGCCUUUCUCUUCUCUCUGGAGUCCCAGACAACCAUCGGUUAUGGUUUCCGAUGCAUCACAGAGGAAUGCCCGGCUGCCAUCAUCCUCCUCAUCCUCCAGCUGGUCAUCACCAUGCUCAUGGAAAUCUUCAUCACCGGCACCUUUCUGGCCAAGAUUGCACGGCCAAAGAAGCGAAGUGGGACGGUGAAGUUUAGCCAGCAUGCCGUUGUAUCGACUUAUGAAGGCCAACCCUGCCUGAUGAUCCGGGUGGGCAACAUGCGCAAGAGUCUUCUUCUCGGAUGCCAGGUGACAGGGAAACUCCUGCAGACGUCCUUGACAAAGGAAGGUGAAACAGUUCGUAUGGACCAGAGGAACGUGCCUUUCCAGGUGGACACUUCCAGCGACAGUCCCUUCCUCAUCCUUCCUCUCACCUUCUACCACAUCAUCGACGACAACAGCCCCUUGAGAGCCUGGGCCGCCAAGGGUGGCGGAUGGACAGAUCCAGAGUUGGCUGACUUUGAACUCUUGGUGAUCAUGAGUGCCACAAUAGAGCCGACCUCAGCCACCUGCCAGGUCCGCACUUCCUACCUGCCAGACGAGAUCCUCUGGGGUUACGAGUUCCCCCCCGUCGUCUCUCUCUCCCAGUCUGGAAAAUACGUUGCAGACUUUUCCUUCUUUGACAAAGUGGCGAAGACCAAGACGACCCCUAUUUUCAAAUCAUCCAGUUCGCAACACGAAUACCAGAGCAACGGAGGCGGACUCCUGUCCGAAGUGACAGACCCGGAGAAGAUCCGUCUGGAGCAGAGCUACAGGGAGCAGCGAGGCGAAGACCGAGGCCGAGUCAGAGACGGCCCCAUAAGCGUUCGCAUCAGCAACGUCUGAACAGCUAAACUGGCUGAAAAUGGGACAUUUUGUAGCAAAACAACACGAGAGUUUGUGAAGCCUUUCACACAUGUAAGACAAAGAUUGUUUUAAUUUUUUAUCAAAAUGACUUAAGGCGAAAUGUAUGGUACUGCAUUUUGUAAGGAAAUAUUUGCUAAAACUGCUGUCGUUUAUUCUCAUCAUGUUACUUAUGAUGGAAUAUCAGUGAUGAUCUGACCGUCCAGGGUUUGAAUGCUCAGCACUCUGUAGCAUAUCUGUAAAGAUAGCAGUAUAUUAUAUUUUCAAUCAAUGUAAUUGGAUUGUGACCAAUAAGGUCAAUGGGCUAGUUUUCUCAGAAGGUAGAUACGACUCAUGAAGGAGCAGACAGACUAGAAGUUUCCAGUUGCGGAUGCUUUGUAUUUAUAGUGUGAAAAACAUAAAUACAUAUUUACAACAGCAGUGGAAACAUCCAAAUGGCCAUAUAAAAAUGCGCAAAAGAGAAAAAAACAAAACAAAAUUUAUCAAUCCCAUAGUUCCAUCAUAAAUGAACCCAGACCCUUCAGUUUGAGGUCCCAAACCGGUUACUAAUAAAGUGCUUGGUGCAGUGCAGGUCAUUUGCUGACCAAAGUCAGAUCAGAGUGGGGACAAAAUUGUUCGUUGGCUGCAAGGAGCCUCCUACCAGCCUGGCAGGAGAAGCAGAAGUCUUCAAGCACCAAAAGUGCAAUUUUUCCUUGGGCUCUAGGCCUGGACUUUUAUCUCACACAAAUGGGUUUUUUCAUCUCCUUUUUGGCUCACAGUAGUUGGCUGGCUCCUGCAGCUCGGCUCCUCCCAACGUGUCCUAAUUCUUCAUACUUCCCGGCUCCAGCUAAUAUACCUACAAGAUAGGCUGCGGUGGCACAUGUGACCCUGGUACUCAACAGCGAUUGGCUGUGUAGACAUCUCGAGAAUCGCUGACAUUAUAUUAAAGCUAUCGCGAGAUUUGAGAUAAAGGGGACAGGGAGUGGAAAAACCUGAUAAUGAGGGAAUGAAAGUUCAAAUUUACACAUGGGUUACAACUCCAUAUCAUGGUUAUGGGUGCCUCCAAUUUGCUUAAAUUGUUUUCAGCUUAUUUAAUUAGAAAAUAGGUCUCUCUCUCCUACCAUGUCAGUUACUCCAAACAUUAACUCACACAGUGAAUCUUUAUGAAAGCAGACAGAGUGUCUGCAUGGCAUAGCAUGAGAUUAAGUCAUAAUAUCGACUCAUUGUUGCAAUUUUUGAAAUCGAAACACUUGUAAAGCAAUAUGUUUUUUUUUGUGACAUUUUUCUGCAUGAUCAUAGUAAGAACUUAAGAGAAAAUGCAUAAAAUCUGCAACAAGCUGGAGUUGCCAGUGUGCUUCAACCUAGUUUUGCAUGCUAUGCAGUGGUGAAGCUGGUUUUUUGCUGAUUUAUUUGGAUGGUGAAAAAUAAAAUUCUUCUUUAUCUUCAGCUUUCUGUAAUAAUCCGUAGAUCUUUUGGCUUUUAGUUUUAUUUAUGUUUCUGUUGCCUAUUUUUUUACUUCUAUUCUCCUUUUUGCCAUCUUAGUUUAUCCCUUGUGUCAGAUCAGUCGUUGUUUCUGUUUUGGUUUCUGAUAUUUAAUUAUGUUUCUUCCUGUCAACUGAAGUGUUAUGGAUGAAAUGUGACUGAAUGUGUCACAUGUGCAUGAAGAAAUUUUCAUGACUUCAACUACAGUCUACUGUAAUAUCAUCUGAGGGAAAAAUAACUUUAGGGAAUGAUUUGGUCACCAGCAUGUUUCAUUUUCGUUGGUUCAUUUGCUGAUGAUCUGUGGUGUUUUUGUGCCAAACUUACCGUCUGUAACUGUGGCUAAAAGUUCCAGUUUGUUUCUAUUAGACCACAAUGGGCUUUUAGCCAGAACUUUACUUUCAAAGGAAACACUUUUAACAUACAGUUCUACCAUAUGAGAAAUCCAUGAUGUUGCUGUCACAUGUAGACCAUAACACUUCUGCAUUCUUAUUUUUUUUUACCAUGACUGUCGUCCUUGUGGCAUGACACAUCUAUAAUGUUUCUUGUACAAUCCUCCUGGCAUAUGCUUUUGAGUUUUUGUUUAACUGUUGUUGUUUAUCCAAGAAGACUGAAUUGAAAUUGUUUAAAAAAGUGCCUAAAGUUUUCGAUUAAGGUUGCACACGUUGACAACUUUUUAUUUUUUUCCUACUUUUCUUUUUGAGUAGUGUAAGGACAUGUUACAUCAAAGGUGGAAAGGAUUUAUCCUGGCCAAAUUUUUAUAUGUCACAAAAAUCUGGUACUCUACCAGGGGUCAGAAGACUUUUUAUGUUCACUCUAUUUGAAAACAUACAUCUCUUAAAGCAAAUGAAGUAUAAAGUUUGCAAACUUAGACAAUACAUGAAAACAACUGUUUUGUCAAUGUAGAUAACAAAAGCUGAUUUACAUAAACAUUUAUCUGGGCUAUAAUGUCAUAUAAUGAUGUAAAAGCUGAAAGGUCAGAAACUUAUUCUGAUCUCUUUAGGUACUUCCCAGAGCACUAAAGUAUCACCUUGUGAGAGACUUUCUCACUUAAAAGCGUGACAGUAUGAAUGUGUAUUUUUAAAAAUGUGAAAAACAGAAGUAAGGGAGUAAACAUAAAAUACCCCUUAAUUUCAAAGAAAAACCUUUUUUCCCUCUGCUGUUCAAGUGAAUGGGUUGUAAUUUUCUGCACUUUAAAAGUGCUCAACUAAUCCCAAAAGGAAAAUUGCUUAAGAUGCACACAGCUACGGUUUGUUGAGCACAGAACCAGAAAGUCAUAUGACUUUAAAUAUUUUCUUCUUAUAUGGUAAGAAAAAAUAGCACCAAGCUCAAAAGUCUCACCCUCAACUUCCUCCUAAGCAUCUGAUUAGUAUUUUAAAAUUUCCUGUUGCAAAGUUUGCCGUGUAAACUGUUGAGAAAUUUUUUAUCUCAACUUUAGAGUUCCUCAUGGUGCAUAGGAAACUAUCUGUUAGUGAUGAAUGUAAUUUUUGUGUUAAACCUCAAUAUGACAUCUGUUUCUGUAUCAAAUGAACAUUGUAGCACUUUAUUGAAGUAAAUAAUGAUUAUUUGCACCUUCAGUAGAUUAGUUGACAAUUUGUCAAGCCUUACCAUUUGUAAAAUUUUCCACUGAAAGCACUCUGAGUUUAUAUCUACCAACUUCAUUACAGCUGCUGUAAAUUUAAAAAGAUAGUCAAAAACCUGCUGUUUCUUUGUCAAAGACGUGCAAAUGAACAAACUCCAGUGGAUGUAAAUACUCAUGUAGAGAUGUUGUAUCUGUGCCUUUAACAGGGAAGAAAGUCUGGUUGUUGUAAGCAUUAGAUGCAAUCACUGCAUAAAGAAUUGUUGGAGAUACUAAUUCCGUGAAAUAAAAGCAAAAACUCCUUCUACACAAAUAAAUAUGAAAUUAUCUGAACGAUAAGGGAUGAGAUAUAAGAAUGGCUUAUAAAGCUAAAGUGUUUGUGACUGAUAUGAGAAGUGGAGGAACGAGGUGUGGUGUAUCUUCUUUCAGCUCUUUGAAUUUCAGAUUUUAAAUGAGGUAAUUCUUUAACAACUGGUCUAAUAAAGCUUAUUGUUAAAUAUUGCAUUUGGUUUGGGUCUUUUGGUUUCAUUUAAUCAAAACUGAAUUUCCAAAAAGUUUCAAUUUAAUCCAAAACCCAGUGACAUUGUAAAAAACAGAUAAUAAUGAGCAUAAGGAGCAAAAACUAGCAAAUAUCUAAAACUGUGAUGCAUUUCUGAAGAGUAUAACUGUAAGUAUAAGUGAUAAAAUCAUCACAUUAAAGUAUCAGUUCAG